AUGGCCCCAGGCGUUGCGUCAAAUGGCAUAUACUCUGCCACUUACAGUGGUGUUCCGGUGUUCGAAUUCAAUGUCGAGGGGAAUCAUGUCAUGCGAAGAAGAAGAGACCACUACAUAAAUGCCACUCACAUUCUCAAAGUCGCCGACUACGACAAGCCAGCCAGGACAAGAAUUUUAGAGAGGGAGGUCCAAAAGGGGGCGCAUGAGAAGAUACAGGGAGGCUAUGGGAAAUACCAAGGUACUUGGGUCCCUUUGAGAGAAGGAAGACUCCUUGCAGAGCGCAACGGCGUCAUCGACAAGCUCCGACCUAUCUUCGACUACGUCCCUGGAGACAGCAGUCCACCACCAGCGCCCAAGCACACCACCAAUUCCAAUAAGCCCAAGAUUCCCAAGGCCCCAAAUAACAAAAAGAUACCAAAACCCAAAGUGAAACCAACCUACAGUCAGCUCAGCGAAGACUACGACAACAUCAGCACACAACUCCAUGAUGAUGACUCCCAAGACAACUCUACAAUCGCUUCUGCGUCGUUUAUGGAUGAGGACGACAGAUAUGUAGGGAGCCAAUACGAUCAACAUUCGCGCAAACGGAAGCGCGGCCAAGAUGUCCUUGAGCAGCAGCACAUGCUUUACGCUGAUGAACUCCUCGAUUACUUCAUGCUCUCCACAUCCGACGCUCCCCUCCUGCACCUCGCUCCGCCAGUACCACCAGAACCUUUCGAGAUCAACCGCCCUAUUGACGACCAAGCUCACACUGCUCUUCAUUGGGGCGCUGCCAUGGGCGACAUCGACAUCGUACGAUUCUUUAUCGAACGUGGAGCCAGUCUGUUUGCCCGCAACAAGAGAGGGGAGACACCGUUGAUACGAGCAGUGCUCUUCACAAACAAUUAUGAGAAGGAGACUAUGCCGAAGCUCGUACAGCUUCUUAUAAGCACGAUCCGAGAACAAGAUAACCACGGAGGUACUAUUCUUCAUCACAUCGCCAUGACUACCAACAGCUUGGCCAAGAAGAGAUGUGCUCGCUACUACUUAGACAUCGUCCUCAACAAGAUGGCUGAAGUCUGCACACCACAAGAGUUUACAAGGCUAGUCAACCUGCCGGAUGCCAGCGGCGACACCGCAUUACACAUUGUUGGUCGACACAACGCCAAGAAGUGCAUUCGAGCUCUCCAGGGCCGAGGUGUUCGAGGAGACCUCGAGAACGGCAAUGGAGAGACUGCCGACAGGAUCAUACAAGGCCAACGUGCCAUUCGUCAGGACUUCGUAUCAUCAUCUCCACUGCCGGACUUUGGUGCAACUAACGGGCACGAGCUGGUUAAAGCCUCCAAAGCAGGACCGGCAUCUCACUACCAUAGCCAGUCCGCCAGAUCCUUUAGCCAGUCCUUUGGCGAAAUGGCCCAAGACAAAUCCCUUCAAGUGGCACUGGCCUACGACAGCGAGAUCAAACAAAAAGAUGACGAUUUAGAGGAAGGUCAGCGCUUGGUUCAAAACGUCGAUCACCAGCUACAUAGCGUCCGACAAGGGAUAUUCCGACACUUACAAGAGGGAACCGACAGCUACGACAACGAAGAAGAAGAACACCGUCUACGAGAAGAGGAGCGCAGACUAACCACCGAAAGCGAAAGCCUAUCCGAGCAAAUCCAACACAAAGAGCUUCACCACGCCGUUCGCUCCGAAGAGCAAGCUUUGCCACCUUCAGCGCACCGAAAACCCAAUGGUACCAUGUCUAACGACCAUGAACUCGAGGAGCAGAAGAAUGCCGCGUUGGCGCUAGCAGAGCAGCAGAAUAAGAGAAGAAAGUUGACGAGUGCUGUGGUGGUAGCUCAGGGGGCAGCUGGCAUGAGCGGACAUGGCGAGACGCUGAAGCAGCUUGUUUCGAGUACGUGUGGGGUUCCUAUCGACGAAGUGUCGGCGUUGGCACCGGAAUUGUUGGAAGAAUUGCAGCAGAGCAAGAUGGAGGUGGGGACUGAAGUCGCUGCUUUGGCAUAG
Letharia columbiana is the source of this 1986-nucleotide messenger RNA. RefSeq lists its product as uncharacterized. Bases 1 to 1986 code for a protein of 661 amino acids. Gene Ontology annotation, cellular component: SBF transcription complex; MBF transcription complex. Lineage: Eukaryota; Fungi; Ascomycota; Lecanoromycetes; Lecanorales; Parmeliaceae. The transcript is spliced from 4 exons. Gene Ontology annotation, molecular function: DNA binding; transcription regulator activity; protein binding. The record is from RefSeq and is a predicted model, not a curated record.